CAGAAGUCUGUCCAGCACUGGGAUGACCCUGGUACCACUUCGCAGGCCAUGAACUACGAUGAAGAGGACGCCCCCGAUACCCAGGAUGGUUUCGAGGAGAGCCGGCAGCUGACGCACGAGGAGAUAUGGGACGACUCUGCGUUGGUGGACGCAUGGAAUGCUGCGAACGAGGAAUAUGAGGCUUUGAAUGGCCCCGACAAAAGCUGGAAGAAGGAUCCUGUAUUCAAAUCGCCCUUGUGGUACAACACACCCGCUAUCCAAAAGACCCCACAAGCAGGGCCGUCAUCUCCUAAUAAAAGGACGAAGACUAAGACAGCACCAGCAGAUGACUCUCAGCCUCUAAACUUUGAAAAUUUUGUCCCCAACCACGACCCCUCAUUAGCUGCCAAUGGGGCGGGCCCAACCUACGCGUCGCCAGGAAUAGUAGGGCAGGACGAAGCCUUCACUCGGGCUGUUGAAGCAUCAUACUGGUCAGGAUACUGGACAGCUGUUUACCAUUACCACCGACAUAUGCCCACGGGCAGAAACACAGAAGGUGAGGACGAACAAGAAGAGGUAACCGCAGAGGUAGAAGAUGGAAUGGUUGCAGAGGAGGACGGGGAUGACAUGAUAUCAACUCAAAGGUGACAAUGGCUCCUGAUCUCUGUGUUUUGCUCGAUCUCCCGUAAGACGUGUCUACUGUACAAAUGUCAGUAAAAUCCGAAACUUCGCGCGUCCGCUGCGUGUAUCUGCCGCAAUAUGAUCGUUUUCAAAUCUC
Messenger RNA from Gloeophyllum trabeum ATCC 11539, 757 nucleotides. RefSeq lists its product as uncharacterized. Lineage: Eukaryota; Fungi; Basidiomycota; Agaricomycetes; Gloeophyllales; Gloeophyllaceae. The transcript is spliced from 4 exons. The record is from RefSeq and is a predicted model, not a curated record. The coding region runs from base 49 to 627 and encodes 192 amino acids.